ACACACGGCUGGGGUAUUUUCAGCCAUAUCCAGGCAUCCGGGGCUGACUAUAAACCCAACAAGUGUCACUGGAGACGUGCACACGUGCAUCCUUCUUUUGGCGUUGACCUCAGCCCCAGAAGGGCAGUGCUGUGCAGUGGUUCAAAAGCAAGAGGAGUGUUACUCUUUGAUGCAAGAAGAUAUGCCCCAUUCUCACCACACCGACCUCCCGGCGCCGUGAGCAAUCCGGUUGGCAUCUCCCACCUUGGGAUUGGGGCUGUGGCCCUUGCACAACACAGGGGUCCAUUGCGGUCCUGGUAGCAGCGAGCGGAUGGUGGUGAAAGUCCUCCAACCAUCAGAGAGAGUCCACCAGCUGUGUGCAAAAUACAAGGAUGUGCAUAAAAAAAAGUCUGGCAAACUUGCAGGGAAAAGCAAAAGGAGCACUCCUAUUUACUACCGCUGAAUUUGAAACCUCCAGAGUGCUCAUUCCGCUUUCAGAGCUCCCCGACAGAUCCUGCAUUUCCCCGCAGCUGUUGCUGUCAGGCUGUAAUAGGACGCACCAGAGAAAACCCAGCACGUGGCUGGGAGCGAGGAGAUGUGCGAGCUCAUCAGUGCUCAGACAUCAAAUUGUUUCGGGGUGUGUGUGCAUGCAGACAUUCCACGUGCCCAGUGCAACUCACCCUCAGCAGAGCGCUCCAGAACCUCACUGGUAUCACGAUGUGGAUCUGCCAUUUCCAGGCCCCACGCUCAGUGCUGGCAGCAGGAAGGCCGUUUGCAGCUCGGCUUCUCACGCCUCAGAGCGUGGCCAGGCCUCGCGUUUCCUUCUGCUCCCCCCACUGUGACAACUGAGGCACGGACUCCGUUGCUGGUGCAGGACGAAGACCGAUAUUGGACGUGCUCACAACCUUUCAUACCCACGCAGCAACCCCUUGGCCACGUGCCCGAGCCAGGCGCUUCGUGCGUGUUUAUGCCUGGCUCAAGGAGCUGCCGAGCUUGUUUACUCAUCCCAGGUCUUCUGCUCAUCAAAGUGAGAAUGUCGUUGUUUUCCCACACCCUGCAUCCCCCCCCUCCCUGCCCUCGCUCCGUCUCCUGCCCACAGCCUGGCUUUGUCUCCCUCCUUGCAGACAGCCCAUCGGCUCCGGUCAAUGUCACAGUCAAACACCUGAAAGCCAACUCAGCCGUAGUGACCUGGGACGUUCUGGAGGAUGAAGUGGUCAUCGGAUUUGCGAUUUCCCAGCAGAAGAAGGACGUGCGGAUGCUGCGCUUCAUCCAGGAGGUGAACACCACCACCCGCUCCUGUGCCCUCUGGGACCUAGAGGAGGACACUGAGUACAUUGUGCAUGUCCAGGCCAUCAGCAUCCAAGGCCAGAGCCCUGCCAGUGAGCCAGUCCUCUUCAAGACCCCCAGGGAAGCUGAGAAACUGGCUUCUAAAAAUAAAGAUGAGGUGACAAUGAAGGAGAUGGCGAAGAAAAACCAACAGCUGCGCGCAGGGGAAAUACUCAUCAUUGUGGUGGUGCUGUUUAUGUGGGCAGGGGUGAUCGCCCUGUUCUGCAGGCAGUACGACAUCAUCAAAGACAACGAGCCCAACAACAGCAAGGAGAAAGCCAAGAGCGCCUCAGAGAACAGCACUCCCGAGCACCAGGGCGGGGGGCUGCUCCGCAGCAAGGUGAGUGCUGGGGGGUGCAGCAGGCAGGCAGCUCCCGGCACCCUGACACAGCCCCACAUCAGCUCCCCUCCUCCAGCAGCAAUGCAGGAAGGAAAUGCCCCUUUGCCCCAACAAGCGCCAGUGCUGCGGUGUCGUUAGCGGUCUGAGCAUCCCCCGCGUGGCACUCCCACCUCGGGGUCAGCCUGCGCUUAUCACUAAAAGCGAUGUCGGUCCAAACUGAAGCAUCCAAAUAUCUCCAGAAGGAAAGCAUGCUAAGCAGCGCUGCAGCCCCCGAGCUGCCCACCCCCCACAGUGGUCAGGUGCAGAGCGGUGAAGGGGAUAAUCCCCAUGCAAUUAACGGGGGAGCUGACCAGCUGCAGCAUGGCUGGCAAGACACAUGGUGUUUAAGGUUUGCUACAUUCAUACUGCAAGGAGACUCCAGCUUCUAACUGAUACCAAUUUGUUCAGUUCAUUUUACUUUCCUGUGCUUCUGUUCACCACUUGCAUUCCGCCACAUCCCCACUGUGCCGCAUUUCCUGAUUAUUAGAGACAGUUCAGUAGCACACACGCUUCCAAGCAGACCAUCAUGAAUUGGCCCAGCACCGACCCUUCUUCACAACCCACAGGGGAUGGGAGUGAGAGCUUUUACACAGCAAGAGUUCACGCACAUGCACAGAUCUGACGCAGGUAUGCUCUCCUCCCCAGUUAUUUCUAUGCACCUUCUCUUCCUUUGUCUCUUCUCUCCCAGUUCCCAAAAAACAAACCCUCAGUGAACAUCAUUGAGGCGUGACAGCAGCUGCUGAUGGACUCCACUUCUCAUGCUCAUGUUCUGCCUCUGAGCCUCGAUGACUGGGGAGGUGAAAUAGCAUCGGAGCGAUUGGGAAGGAGACCUGGCCACCAUCACUUGGUGGCACACGGCUCCUUCCUCAUCUGUGCUCUGCAAACAGAACGAAAAACCCUGCAAAGAAAAGAAAAUCAACCCCAAACCCAACCAAGACGGAAAAGCACCAGUGGGAGCUGCUGCCAGUGGUCCUGAAUGGGACUCAUGGAUCGCUGCACAGGAGCAGCCUCUCACGCUCCUGCCCGCCCUCACACUCCGUCUCCUGGAACAAUUUUCCCAUCUUUGGAAACGUACGAUGUUUCGUUGUUGCGUUGUCUCACUCUCACCCCAUCUCGGCAGCAUCACCGUGAGCUCCGGCACCGCUCGCCGGCACUGCCCCUGGGCCACAAGGAAGGGAGGGAGGAAGGGAGGAAGGGAACUCCCUGUGGACACAACCAGGCGCGCGCUGCCGUGCGCUCUCGGCUUGCUUUGUCCCAUUGGCACUUGUUGUGUAACGUCUCACAGGUGGGGUUUGCAAGAAACAGAGGAAAGAGAAGCGCCCCAGGCUCCAGCCCCACCGCGGGAGCUCCCCUGGCUGCUUCCAGGCCGGGUUCCAGCGCUGGUGCCGCCCAUCACACAGCAGUGUUCUUCAUCUCAGAUACCUGGGGCACAGACCGAGACGAGGGGGCACCGGAAGGCCCCGUUCAGCUUCCAGGAUAAAUCCAUCUUGCUUGUGGUAUUUUCAGCAGCCGCAGUGUGAGAAACACUCCGUCAAGAUGUAGCCAGUCAGCAAAAAAAAAAAAAAAAAAAGAAAAAAAAGAAAAACAAAAAGAAAGAAAAAAAACUCACGAUACCGGUCGCUAUGCAAGGUCUCGGCGGCAAUGGCCAUUUGCUGCAGAAGGCUUCUGCCUAAGGGACCUUUUCCUGAGGGCUUCAGUUCUUAGUGGCUUCUCCUCGUGGGGUUGCAGUGCGUGGGCCUGGCUCUCCUCGGGCGUCCCGGCCGCACCGCUCUGCGAUGCCAGGUUCCUGCUGCAGGCAGCCCUCCGUGAGCAGGGGUCAUGGAAGGGGCCGGGUCUCCUCCUGCUGCCGGGUUCUGGAUGUGCACACGCUGAGGGGAUGCCUGGGAGCGCUGGUGCUCGGAGCCGGGAGGUGCGAGUGCAUCGCAUGGGACAGAUUAACUCGUGUAGUGUGCCAUGGGGUAUCUGUAUGUACCUACUCCACAAAACCACUCCACAUGCACUAGGGGAUGAGGCAAGAUCCUAUUUGUUCCAUCAGACGGGUUGGCCUGAGGAGGGCUUUAAUCUCUUUACACCACACCCGAGUUAAAGUCCCCGCAAGGAGCCGGGCUGGCGGCCACCAGCGCCUCCAGCGCAGCCCAGCCUGGAGGAGGGCACCGGGUCUGCCCACGCGCCGUGGACAAGAAGGGCUUCCCCUGCGCCAGCUCCAGGCCGACCCCUCUGGUCUCUUCCACGGAUCCUUUGCCAGAACGUACUCCUCCAUCACCAAGAGGGAGAGGUCAACACCUCUGAUACAGACAGAGCAAUAAACAUUUUAUAAUGUACAAUAAAAGAUUAAAGGUG
Numida meleagris (helmeted guineafowl) is the source of this 4024-nucleotide messenger RNA. It is a transcript of the gene FNDC5, whose product is annotated as fibronectin type III domain containing 5. Lineage: Eukaryota; Metazoa; Chordata; Aves; Galliformes; Numididae. The coding region runs from base 575 to 1783 and encodes 402 amino acids. The transcript has 4 exons. Gene Ontology annotation, molecular function: protein binding. Gene Ontology annotation, biological process: positive regulation of brown fat cell differentiation. The record is from RefSeq and is a predicted model, not a curated record.